UUUUGUAAAAAAAUAAUUUAGACAUAAUGAAUGAAGAGAAAAAACCUUUAGGGGGUACAGCCAUCAAACCUGUGGGAUGGGAUAGGAGUGGUCUGGAAAAAUUCCAAUAUUUUCUGUAUGAUCCGGACACAGGAGCAUUCCUCUCACGAACUCCUUCCUCCUGGGUCAAGAUUAUUCUAUUCUACUCUAUUUACUACUCUUUGUUGACUAUAUUCUGGGUGUCCUGUCUCCAAAUUUUCUUCAUGACUCUACCGAAUGAUACUCCUAAAUGGACUCUGGAUGAAUCAAUAAUAGGUUCUAAUCCGGGUCUUGGUUUGAGACCAAGAAUGCAAGACUCUAGAAUAGACAGUAGUAUGUACGCUCUAGCCGCAGGUUCCAAGGAUACAGUUCCAACAAAUCCAGAAGGAGAAGGAAGCAAGAAUAUUGACUACGCUGUGAGAAUGAAGCAUUUUUUGGGUGUGUAUCAGAACCAAACUGGACUUGAUAACUGUUCCUCGGAUGCAAACCAAGUUAGGGUUGAGGGAGAGAGAAACUGUAUAUUCGAUAUAUCCGUCCUAGCAGAGUGUGGAGAGUAUCCCUACGGUUAUCUUGUAAACCAACCUGAAACUAAUGUUGCUGAACCAUGCAUCCUUCUCAAAUUUAACAAGAUCUGGAACUGGAGUCCUAAACCUGUAGAUGAGAGUAAACUUGACAACCCAGAGUAUGACACUAUGUCGGAGAACCUGAAGACCCGGAUCCUGAAGUCUAUGGAUAAGAACUAUGUCUGGGUGGAUUGCGCAGGACGGAAUCCAGCGGACAGGGAAUCUGUGAGAAUAGAAUAUUUCCCACCAAACCAGGGAAUUCAUUUAAAAUAUUUCCCCUACAGAGGGAAUACAUACCAUACUCCUCUUGUUGCAAUUAAGUUGAGACAGGUCGGUGAACCUGUUUACUACGGUCAACUGAUCCAUCUGGAGUGCCGGGCCUGGUUUGACGGGGUUAUCCAUGAUACUAAGGAUAAACUUGGUCUCGUACAGUUCGAACUACAGCUCCAACCGAUGAAUUAAUAUCAGUGCAAAAUUAUGUUAAAGAAAAGUUUCAUGUGUCCCUCCAUGCAAAGAUGGCAAUGCUCGAUUCACACCGGUUCCAUAAAAACUUUGUCUGAUCGAGGAAGUUUCAAAUUUUGAUAACUGAUUAUUUUCAAAUUUGGUUAUUUACUGUGAGAAAACAAAGGAAUAAUCAGAAUUAAAAUUUUCUAAACUAAUAUCUUCCACAUAUGUAAUUGAUCAGAUUUCAAAGAUACCAUUCUA
Molecule: messenger RNA, 1286 nt
Organism: Eurytemora carolleeae
Lineage: Eukaryota; Metazoa; Arthropoda; Copepoda; Calanoida; Temoridae
Product: sodium/potassium-transporting ATPase subunit beta-1
Exons: 9
Coding region: 27-1043 (338 amino acids)
Biological process (GO): sodium ion export across plasma membrane; potassium ion import across plasma membrane; intracellular sodium ion homeostasis
Cellular component (GO): sodium:potassium-exchanging ATPase complex
Molecular function (GO): ATPase activator activity
Source: RefSeq, a predicted model, not a curated record